ACUCGCCAGUUUAUAUUUUUAGCCUACGCAGUGCAGACGUUCAGUGUAUGUUAAAAACUCAGUGUAUAUCGCAAUUGUCUUAAUAACUUAAAAUAUUUGUUUCUUUGACUGUAAAGAAAAGAAUUAUUGUGCCAUGGCCAAGAAACUGCAAAUGUGCGGCACGGAGGAGGAGAUGCGUGAAGUGGCGGGCAGGAUCUGCAGAAACUAUUUGCACGGCGCCUGGAAGAGUGUCAAACCUACGGAACUGAUCUUCAGGCGUAUCAGCGGAGGUCUAUCAAACUUCCUGUACUACGUUGCAUUACCCGAUGACGCCACCAAGCUCGGCGGUUACCUACGCCGUGAGAACUCCCCGGAUACGGAGCCAGAGGCAGCCGGUAUAAAGUUCCCGGGCAAGUCCAUGGGAAGGUUGGGUUCUUUCUCCAUUGAGGAACCCACAAAGGUUCUAUUAAGAAUUUACGGUCAAGUGCACGGCGAGCGAGCAAUCGACGCUAUAGUAACUGAAUCUGUCAUAUUCACGUUGCUGUCGGAAAGACGAUUGGGUCCCAAAUUGCAUGGCGUCUUCUCGGGCGGCAGAAUAGAAGAAUAUAUACCGGCGCGUCCUCUUUUAACAAGGGAGUUAGCGGAGCCGGCGUUAUCGAUGAAGAUAGCUGAGAAGAUGGCAGCCAUACAUUCAAUGGAUGUGCCGCUGUCCAAAGAGCCCAACUGGUUGUGGAAGACGAUGGCCAAAUGGCUGAGGACGGUCAGAAGCGAGCGGCUCACUAAAUACGCUAUCGGAAAGAAUGAAGAAGAAGAAGAGAUAAUAAAACGUUUGAAGACAGUGGACUUUGAAAACGAGAUUGAGUGGCUCAAGAAAUUCAUCGCCUCCAUCGAAUCUCCUGUUGUCUUCUGCCAUAACGACCUGCAAGAAGGUAACAUUCUACUUCUGGAAGAUAUCCAGCCCACAACAGAGGAUGAUGUGUCAGACUACGUGCAGACUUACAGCGUGGAGGCGCCUCAGUCUGACAAAGAGAACAAUCAUACGAGUCUAGAACGACUGACACAGUUUGAGGACACGAGCACAUCGGACAGUGUUACCAGUCACAUCUCAGACAGCGGGGAACCUAAACUAGCGCUUAUUGAUUUUGAAUACUGUGCUUAUAAUUACAGAGGCUUCGAUAUCGCAAAUCAUCUCCAGGAAUGGGCGUAUGAUUACACGAACCCUGAACCUCCCUUUUACUAUGAGAACCAGGAGAAUUGGCCAAAUCUAGAGCAAAAGGAGAUAUUCAUCAAGGAGUAUCUUAAGCAUUACUUCACCAGCCCCUCUGAGAUCAAGGAGCCUUCCAUUGACGACAUCAACCAUCUCCUCACUGAAGUGGAGGCGUUCGCUCUCGCCAGCCAUCUCUUCUGGAGCCUGUGGUCCAUUGUCAACGCAUCCAAGAGUCAGAUACCUUUCGGAUACUGGGAGUACGGUCUAUCCAGGGUAGAGACAUACCUUCGUUUAAAGCAGGAAGUUAUAAAAAAGGAAAAAUUUGGUUUCCCCCAGAAGAGGAAAAUAUGUGAAGUCGACAUAUGAGAGGGUUGCAGCGCGCUCACUGUGUAGGCUAGUGCUAUCCCGCUCUAACGGACUAGUAUAGUACGGGAGAGAGAGGGACGGACGAUGUGCGAUGAAUUUCCUGUCUCAAAUGUCAAGGAAGAAGUAUAAAUAAGAAAAUAAUAAAGUGCAAGUAUUUUAAGUGUUAAUAUUUAUUUUAAAUUGGGUGUAUAUUAUAUAAAGAUUUCUGUGAUAUGUGAUUAUGAAACAUCCUGUAUCUGUUGUUGACGAAAACAUGAUACAGGUUGUUAGAAUUUUCUAAUCACUUUUUGUAUUGAAAUAUAUAAAGAAUAAUAUUUAUAAAACCACUUAAAAUGUCACAAAUAUACAAAAGAAUUACGUGUUUUGAAACAUCCUGUAUAUGGCAGUAUUUGUAGACGAAAGUUUGAUAAUUUUUACGCCUUAAGUUUAAAGAAAAGAAAUAUUGCUUUUAAAUAUUUACGAUUAAUUAAAAAAAAAAACAUAAUUAUGUAAUUAACACAUCAAAUAUAUUCCAUUUACUAAUUAAUAUUGCUUAUAUACAUCAAUACAAAGAGUGUAUAAAAUCAUAGGAAUAAUAAAAUAAACCCUAUCAUUAUUAUGUUAAAUACUUAAUCAAUUUCUGACAUUACAAACUAAUUUAUUAUACUAAACUGAUAUAUAAACACGGCUAAACACUGACGUAUGUUCGUCCGGUGG
Papilio xuthus (Asian swallowtail) is the source of this 2248-nucleotide messenger RNA. RefSeq names its product choline/ethanolamine kinase. Gene Ontology annotation, molecular function: ethanolamine kinase activity; choline kinase activity. The transcript is spliced from 10 exons. The record is from RefSeq and is a predicted model, not a curated record. Bases 134 to 1552 code for a protein of 472 amino acids. Gene Ontology annotation, biological process: CDP-choline pathway; phosphatidylethanolamine biosynthetic process. Gene Ontology annotation, cellular component: cytoplasm. NCBI's taxonomy places the organism in Eukaryota, Metazoa, Arthropoda, Insecta, Lepidoptera, Papilionidae.